AUGAAGGACGAAGAAGUAGAGGGAGCGGAAGAGACGUGGCGCUCACGUCUCAUAAUAAACAGAUUCAGCUUCAUUGGUCUUGAUGCUCGAUAUGUUCUGAAACAUCAAUGACCGCCGGACCGCCGACACUCUGACGGAGGGGCUUCGUGACUUCAGGCUGAGCGUAUUAAGGCUUUAUCCGGACGACCGUCCGAUCAGGGUGUUCUGGGAGUCACUUCCGAUGACGUCACACCACUUAAUCACUCUGUACCGUGGAGACCCCGUUCCCGGAGAUGGGUUUGUGUAAGUGUCCCAAGAGGAAGGUGACCAACCUCUUCUGCUUCGAGCACCGAGUCAACGUGUGUGAGCACUGCCUGGUCUCCAACCACAACAAGUGCAUCGUGCAGUCGUACCUCCAGUGGCUCCAGGACUCCGACUACAACCCCAGCUGUCGCCUGUGUGACCAGCCGCUAAACGACCAGCAGACCACCAGGCUGGUCUGCUACGAUGUGUUCCACUGGGCGUGUCUGAACGCGGCGGCGGCGCGGCUGCCCCUCCACACGGCCCCGGCGGGGUACCAGUGCCCCAGCUGCCAGGGGCCCGUGUUCCCCCCCCCCCACCUGGCCAGCCCCGUGGCCGACGCCCUCCGGGACCAGCUGGCCUCCGUCAACUGGGCCCGGGCCGGGCUGGGGCUCCCCCUGAUCGAGGAGCCCCCCCAGGCAGACCCCCACGACGUGACCGACUACAGGGAGUGGUCCACCUACGAGGGCCGGGAGCAGAGUGAGGCGUACCCCAGCCACUCCUACCCCCCCGGGCCCAGCCAGGCCCCUGUAUGUGAGGACCACCCCGCCCAUGAGGACCGGGGGGGCCCCCACCACCACGAGGGGGGGGGCCACCACCACGGGGCCGGCCCCCACCACCACGAGGGGGGGGGCCACCACCACGGGGCUGCCCCCCCCGCCCCCGAGCACUCCGGGGCCAACUUCACCAGUGCAGGCCCCUGCGACCCUGGCCCCAUGCACACAGCGUCCGCGCCCAGGAAGGUGUACGACGCCCGGGGCGACGCCCACAGCUCCGUCACGCAGAUCGACUUCGACGACGACAAAUACCGUCGCCGGCCAACGCUCAGCUGGUUCGCCCAGAUCCUCAAGAACCGCCGCGGCACUAAGAAGAGCUCCCUGAGCUGGAGGCAGAAGGUCUUCAUGUUCAUGCUGGUGGGCGUCCUGGCCUUCCUCACCCUCAUCAUCGUCAUGGCCAAGCUAGGCCGCGCCUCCGCCGGCUCCGACCCCAACCUCGACCCCCUCAUGAACCCCAACAUCCGCAUCGGGAAGAACUAACUAACCCCCCCCUCUUCACGUCACGGUCUGGGGGUCACGGCUGAUGGCGUUGUUGUCAUGGCGACGGCGGACCACCAGAGGGCGCUAGAGCGUACGGAGGAGGGCUGGGGGCGGGGCCUCUCCAGCCCCACGCGGUCGGCGGCUGUGAUUGGAUGAAGGCGUCCGACUCUGACUCUUGUAAAUCGGUAUUUGUAUAAAAUAAUCCUUUCUGCUUGAAGUGGCUGAAGUUUUAACGUGUUAGUUGGGGGAUUGUGGACUCAGCGGGCGUCGGUGUGUGUGUAAUAUAUUGAUCUUGAAUGUUGCUGUAUGAUUGGCGGUUGACCCUUAGAGGUCGCGGUCCACAGGGGUCAUUCCAGCUCUUUAUUCCCUUCAUAUUCUCAUCAUCUUGUAGAAGGUCAGAGGUCAACUCUGGCUUCUUCCAAAAAAGGACACACCAAGAUGGCUGCCAGGGUGGUCAGUUUAGCCUUUUCUGUGCAUUUCUGAACUAUGACUAACAAUAUCUAUACAGUCCAAACCCUGUCACUAUACUGCUGUACGUGUCCCCAUGCAUACUGUAACCUUAUUAAAUGGGACUCCUGGAACCUGC
Molecule: messenger RNA, 1902 nt
Organism: Gadus morhua (Atlantic cod)
Lineage: Eukaryota; Metazoa; Chordata; Actinopteri; Gadiformes; Gadidae
Gene: zfpl1
Product: zinc finger protein-like 1
Exons: 9
Coding region: 273-1316 (347 amino acids)
Cellular component (GO): Golgi apparatus
Source: RefSeq, a predicted model, not a curated record